AUGGCGAUGAUGAUGACUGGCCGUGUGCUGCUGGUGUGUGCCCUCUGCGUGCUGUGGUGCGGUGACGAGGGUAGAUGUGACGAGGAGGUGGUACCUGUUGGAAAAGGGAAUGCUUCCACUGACAAUGAUGACCAGAAAAGGACUGCCGAGGUUCCGGCGCCCAGAAAAAGUAUUGCAUUACCGGUGAAUUCAGGACAAGAAUCAGCAGUUUCAACAUUGAGAAAUGAGCAGACGCCACAGAUUUCUGAAUCUGCUAUUGUGUUGCCUAAACAAAUAACUUCAGAUCAAAAGCAAGAAGACGAGGAUGCAAAAGACGGCAAGGAUGGAAAGGAAGAAAGAGAUGCACGCGAAGAUCCAAGACCACCACCACCUCCGGGAGAAACACCAACGACAAUAAAUGGAAACUCAGCAGGAACUUUAAAUGAAAAAACGGAGAAAGAACUGCCUAGUGCUGAUGAUGGCUCCAACCAGGAACACGUGCUUAAAUCACCGGCAGCAGAAUCAGCACCAGCACCAGCGUCACAAGUAAAAAAUGAAAACCCCGGCUCUGCAAAUCUCGAUACAGUGCAAGACGUGCAAGACGUACAAAACGCUCAACGCGGACGGGAAUCCGAUGGUGAGUCACGAAAAGAAGACAAUGCUCUCACCACAAACAAACAACAGGAUGGAAAAUCUAACAGCCAUGCUGAAUCAACUCCAACAUCAGGCUCAUCAGCAAAAAGAGUUGCCGCCAGUAACGGCCCUGACAAGGCUACUGAAGAGGAGAUUUCCAAUAAAAAUACAGCACGUGUUGAUGCAGUACCAGAAGCAGCAGAAGAUGAUGGAAAUAAAGAUGACAAUAAAAAAGAAUUACCAAUAAAAACCACAUCUAUUGCAAAUGAUACGACUCUAACUGGCAACAGUGACGGCAGCACCGCGGUCUUUCACACCACCUCCCCUCUUUUGCUUCUUCUUGUAGCAUGUGCGGCUGCGGUGGUGGCCGCGUGA
This is a messenger RNA of Trypanosoma cruzi, 987 nucleotides long. RefSeq names its product mucin-associated surface protein (MASP), putative. The transcript has a single exon. NCBI's taxonomy places the organism in Eukaryota, Euglenozoa, Kinetoplastea, Trypanosomatida, Trypanosomatidae. The record is from RefSeq and is a predicted model, not a curated record. The coding region runs from base 1 to 987 and encodes 328 amino acids.